AUGUCUUCUGAUAGUGGAGUUUCCAAGGAGGUCAAGUUUGUUGAAAAUGGAAGUGGUUCUCCAUCUUCCGCACCUCAAACUGCAAGACCGUCAUCACCAUCCCCAGAGGGAAACAGUAAUUCUUCCCCAGAUGCUGCUACUACUACUAGCACUGAGAAUAAGAAAGAGCCUGUGCUGACACCGGCACCUUUGCCAACAAAAUCUCCAUGGAAAUCUGUCUCUUCAGAUAUUCCUGUUUCUAAGAUUCCAGUUGAAUCUUUAGAAGCUCCUAAGAAGAACAAACCAAAGGCUACAACUUCUAACACUGUAAAGUCUUCUUCUUCAACAAAAUGGGUUCCUAUGAAGGCAUCUAUCGUGGUAUCGGGUUCGAAGAAAUCUGGUAGCGGCAAGAAGGGUUCUAACAGACAGUCCCAAGGUCCAGCGGGUAGUAAUAACAGUGGAAGAUCUAGCAGCACAGCUGGCAAGAAGAAGAAACAACCUCAGCCUCAACAAUCCCAACAGACUAGUACGAAGAACAAGCAACAGCAACCACAAGAGUCUACACCACCUCAGUCUAGUAGCAAGAAUGAUAGCGAUUCUUCUGAAAAUGCUCCUAGUACGACGAGUAAUGAAAAGACUAAGGAGAAGAGUAAGGCUGAUGAAGACUCUGAAUCUAAGACUUCAUCUGAAAGUGGUCAACAGCAGAACAAAGAUCGUUUUAACAAGCAUAACGAAAAUGUGGAACACCCUCAUAGAAAGCAGCAUACUUUUAACAACCAACAUCACCCACGUCAACAAGGUUUCCCUCGUAGAAGAUAUUAUAACAACUACCAUAAUAACAAUAAUAACGAUUCAUACAAGAAUUCUCAUGGAUUUCAACAUCAUCAUCCAAAGAGCAAUUUCACACCAUACCACGGUGGAUCUGGACGUCCAUUUAAUAACCACUACCGCGGUCCAAGAUAUGGAGGACCAAUGCACCAACAACAAGUUCCACCCUCUUACCAACAACAAUUCCACCCUAUGCAAGCUAUCAUUGUUGCCGUUAACAGUGUAGCUAAACAAAUGGAAUACUAUUUCAGUGCCGAAAAUUUAAAGAAAGACGAUUACUUGAGAUCUAAGUUAUCUAAGGAAGGUUAUGCUCCUGUAACAUUGAUCUCCAAAUUCUACAGGGUAAACAAUAUGUCCUUUGGUGGUGAUCCAUAUUUGAUCUUAGCCUCCUUAAGAGAAAUUGUUGCUAACGAACAUUCAACUGUUGAAGUUGCUGCUGGUACCUUAACUGAAAGUAAUUUCGACUUGGAGCCUCAAGAUAAAGAAUCUCCAUUAGCCAAAUAUUUCAUUCGUUCCAAAGAAUGGUCUAAUUUGUUACCGGAGGAUGUGUCUACAGCGGUCACCAUCGAGAAGAAUUUGGAAGGUGACGAAUUGGACGAAUUCCUGAUAGCUCCUUUGCCCGUACCACCAGUUUAUGGCCCAGGUCCAGGUGGAGCACCAGUUCCUCCGGUAGUCCCAGCACCUGUCCCAGCACCAGUUCCAGCUGCUGCUAAUGCCGAACAGGAGAAAGAACAAGAAGACGAAAACAAGAAAUAA
Messenger RNA from Zygosaccharomyces rouxii, 1563 nucleotides. RefSeq names its product Sro9p (gene SRO9). NCBI's taxonomy places the organism in Eukaryota, Fungi, Ascomycota, Saccharomycetes, Saccharomycetales, Saccharomycetaceae. The transcript has a single exon. The coding region runs from base 1 to 1563 and encodes 520 amino acids. The record is from RefSeq and is a predicted model, not a curated record.